UGGCUCGGAAAGGAAUUUACCGACAUUUGACUGCCUCGACUGCACUUUUCUGCCUCUUUGUUGGCCAAGCUUGAUUUUGAAAAAAAUAUUUAUUUAACUUAGCUAUGAAAUGUGAGGUUGGGGUAUACUAUGGAAUGUGAAAGCACUGCACAAAGAAGAAGACGGUUAGCCAGAGAAAGGCAACGGAAACACAGAGCAGGUCAAAAUGCUACAGAUAAUAAUGAUAUAGGACAGAGACGCAAGUUAGCCAGAGAAAGGCAACAGAAACUUAGAUCAAGUCAAAAUGCUACAGAUGCUGAUGAAAUAGAACGGAGACGCAGGUUAGCCAGAGAAAGGCAACAGAGACACAGAGCAAGUAAAAAUGUUACAGAUGCUAAUGAAAUAGAACGGAGACGCAGGUUAGCCAGAGAAAGGCAACAGAGACACAGAGCACGUCAAAAUGCUGUAGAUGCUAAUGAAAUAGAACGGAGACGUAGGUUAGCCAGAGAAAGGCAGCAGAGACACAGAGCAAGUCAGAAUGCUGAAGAAGUAGAACGGAGACGCAGGUUAAAUAGGAUACGCAUGCGAAACUGCAGACAGAAUAGAUUAGUGACAGUUGAUAAUAACACUUUCAAUGAAAAUGGUAAAUGCAUAAUGGCAUCUGGCAACAGAGGUUUCCAAAUCUUGACCAAGAACAGACUUUUGACAGGAUUUGAAAAAGAAAAAGAAGGGUUAUGGAAGGGCCCAUUCAGUUUUAUUCAAGCAGCUGACACUCAAUUUGGAAUGAUUGAAGAUUUUCUUGAAAAAAGAGAAAACCCUGGCUGGCAAGAAGAAAUUGUUUUAACAGAGAAAGCUAUAAAGGCUGUGAAUCAAAUGGUGCCUAAACCAAGAUUCUUUAUUGUAUGUGGUGACCUGAUUAAUGCUUUUCCAGGUGAGUGAUCUGUUGUAUUGUUUUU
This is a messenger RNA of Limulus polyphemus (Atlantic horseshoe crab), 935 nucleotides long. Its product is annotated as protein enabled homolog. Bases 130 to 918 code for a protein of 262 amino acids. The record is from RefSeq and is a predicted model, not a curated record. Lineage: Eukaryota; Metazoa; Arthropoda; Merostomata; Xiphosura; Limulidae. The transcript is spliced from 3 exons.